UAUGGCUCUUUCCAUUUUCCAGUUAUUUUGCUCCUCAAAAACAGCUGUUUUCUAACAUCUCAAAUCGAUUCAAAGAUAUCUAACUAAUUGAAAUCAAAAUGUACAUCUCCGUGCAACUAUACACAUCAUUUAUUCUGUUAUCAUGCCUUGCAAUCUUUGAGAAAGCGUCUGCCAAAGUCGUUGUGGGUACCUUCAGCAGUUUUCAAGCAAAGCAUGCUGUCGGUGAAGUGCUUGCAGAUGAAUUUUGUUUUUCAGGUGAUGGCUCAUUGAUCAAAUAUAAACUGGACAUUGAACAUGUCGAAGGAAUCUCACAUCAGUUGAAGCUCUACGCUUAUGUCGCCCAGGAGUAUAUGACAAGGGAUGAAGCACUGGUCUCCGACAAUGGUAGCUGUCAGCAAAUGCUGGGGAAAGCAAGCUUUUCUUUUCUACUAUCAGCCGAAGGAAACCAUUCCCUCCCAAGUCUUCCAGGAUUCCGUAGGUGGACCCUUGUGCUAGCAGAUCAGUACACAUGUGAAGAAACCUUUCGAGAGAAGGACACCCUUAUCGAAUAUGAAAUUGAGUUGUUGAAUCCUGAUUCUCUAGGCAUACCAGCCAAUCAUUUCAGCUGCGAUGAAUUCGGUCUUCUGAAAUUUUACCAACUUCUCAACCUUGCAUUAUUCGUGAUCGGCUGCAUCUUUGCUCCUCAGCUAGUUCAGACGCUAUCAAAGAAAGGACCAAUGCACCUUGUGCUGUGUCUCCUUACCAGCGCUGCCGGAUCUCAAGUCAUUAGCUCACUGUUCAUGCUAUUCCAUCUAUACAGCUUUUCAUCAAAUGGUCAGGGGUCAUCCUUCUUUGAAACAUUAUCAGAGUUACUAGAUCUGGUGUCACAGUUCCUAAUGCUACAUAUGUUAGUCAGCAUAUCUCUCGGCUGGACGUUGGCAGGACCUCAAAAGCCCUCUCAUUUAGACAUGCUAAAAACAAAGCCGGCUGUGCAGAUAGUGGGUAUUCUAGGCCUGUUACAGGGUGUAUUAUUCAUCUGGGAGCAACUACGGGAUAUGGAUCACCGACUCUUCCAUCCGCCCAGCAACAUGGCAGGGACAAUAUUACUCAUGCUGCGAGUCCUACUGGCGGCCAUGUUUUCGGGUAAUCUCCUUUUCGUGAUGCAGUUUGAGAGAAGUGCCUUGAAAAGAGAGUUUUAUGCUAGGUUUGCCGAGUGCUGUUUGUUAUGGUUCAUGUGUUAUCCAGUAUUCCUGUCAUUAUCAUGGUUUGUAGGAGACUAUUAUUGUUACCAGUUUUUGACCGUCACAGUGGUGCUAUGUGAAGCUACUGCAGUUCUUCUGUUAUAUAAACUUUUCCUUUCGCGGAGUUUGUACUGGGAGGUGUCCGCAUUGUCAAGCAGUUUACCGUUAUACCGGAUGGACCGUGGUGGCCGAGCGGACAAAUCGAAACCGAAAAGUUUAUCCAUCAAAAUCAGCUCCUGAUGAAUGGGAAUAAGAAGAGGGUGUUUAGGUGAUGUUUUUUUUACGAAUUCUUCAUAUCUGUUUCCUGUGGAGUAUCUGGUGACAAAUAUGUGGCUUAUAGUAGCCUCGGCAGUUAAUUAGUUGGUUUGUUAAGGAGUAUUAAAGGACUGCACUGCUCUUCAGUACUGUAGACGCAGCGGGCUUUUAAAAUGACCCAGAUACAACUACAUGAACUACUGUGGGCUGAUGUAUGUUUGGCGGGCCAUUCCUGCCCAUAAACCCAUAAUGGUCCAUGGAGGUCACCAUUUACAAUCCAUUGUGUAAGAAUUCCUAAAGGUGCCAGAUGUUGACAAGUUGAAAGUGCCCUUGCUAUUGGUCAGUACAUUGCACGUAUCAAAUAUUCUAAAAAAGCUCUCAAUACUGUUUCUUCUAGCAAGAUGACUUUUACAGAUAGUAGAAUGUAUGACAGAAUGCACAUGCCGUGAUUAUGGCCAGAGCGUACAGGAUGCAUAUAGGGGGACGACCCCUAAAUCGUACUUAAACAUUAAUUUAGGGUAAUAAUUGGUUUUGGGGAUAUGUUGGUACGUUUGUUUGCUGCAGAGAAUAGUGAGCCUAACAGCUCAGGCUUCCAGUUUGUUUAUUUGUUUAUAUGUAACUAAUCAUGUCACUCUGUUACAAGUUUUUUGUUGUACAGUGCAAUUACCUUUAAAAUCAUAAAAGUUGAAUUUUAGAAUAAGACAAUGUUUUCAA
This is a messenger RNA of Lineus longissimus, 2189 nucleotides long. Its product is annotated as integral membrane protein GPR180-like. The record is from RefSeq and is a predicted model, not a curated record. Gene Ontology annotation, biological process: response to pheromone; G protein-coupled receptor signaling pathway. Lineage: Eukaryota; Metazoa; Nemertea; Pilidiophora; Heteronemertea; Lineidae. The transcript has 9 exons. The coding region runs from base 99 to 1460 and encodes 453 amino acids.